Molecule: messenger RNA, 399 nt
Organism: Cyphellophora europaea CBS 101466
Lineage: Eukaryota; Fungi; Ascomycota; Eurotiomycetes; Chaetothyriales; Cyphellophoraceae
Exons: 2
Coding region: 1-399 (132 amino acids)
Source: RefSeq, a predicted model, not a curated record
AUGCUUCCACGCGCCCUCCCCCGCACAGUCCGUGCGGCCUCGUCCCGCAGCCCCUCGAGCAUCGUCGCUCGAGCCGCAGGCACUCCGAUCCGCGGCGCUACCGCCACCAGCAGAGCCCUCAGCACCAGCAACGCGCAGCGCGCCGCGGCCUCGCACGACGACCACGGUCAUGAAUCGCACUACGAUCCGCCCGGCGGGUGGCUGUGGGGCGUGCCGCCGGGGGAGAAGAGGGAGCGCGAGGGCUGGGAGAUCCCGUUCUUCACUAUGUACUGUGGCAGCUUGGUGAUUGCGGUUGUGGCGUAUACUAUGAAGGAGGAUACUUCGAUACAGACUUGGGCCUUGGAGGAGGCGAGGAGGCGGUUGGAAAAGGAAGGCAUCCUGGAGGAUCCGCAGAAGUGA